Trichomycterus rosablanca is the source of this 1070-nucleotide messenger RNA. RefSeq names its product BARX homeobox 1 (gene barx1). The coding region runs from base 31 to 816 and encodes 261 amino acids. The transcript has 4 exons. Gene Ontology annotation, molecular function: DNA binding; DNA-binding transcription factor activity, RNA polymerase II-specific. The record is from RefSeq and is a predicted model, not a curated record. NCBI's taxonomy places the organism in Eukaryota, Metazoa, Chordata, Actinopteri, Siluriformes, Trichomycteridae. Gene Ontology annotation, biological process: regulation of DNA-templated transcription.
GUUUAUCGUGUUCAGACCGGCGCAGUUACGAUGCAGCAUCCUUUGGAGAUCGGGGCUCACUAUUAUCCUGGUGAGGUACACCAAGAUCACAGAUCUCACCGAUAUAGGAGCUUCAUGAUCGAGGAGAUCCUCACCGAGCAUCCAGACCAUAAAGUUUCUCCUCCUGCAGGAGAUUUUCUCAAGUUUGGAGUACAUGCGCUUUUGUCGGCACGGCCGUAUCCAAAUCACUUAGUGCUGAAAGCAGAACAGAGCGGCCUCCUGAAGUUCCCGGUGUCUCCUCUGUCCUGUUCUCUCGGGCCGCCGCUCGGUUCUGCGCUGCUGUCCGGUGCUUCGUCACUCAGCAUCGGUUCAGUCUCUCACCACCUCCCGCUGGACCUGCACCUGCGCGCAAAACUCGAACACGGAGCCGAGGCGCUCAGCAAGAGCAAGAAGGGCCGACGGAGCAGGACCGUGUUCACUGAGCUUCAACUUAUGGGCCUAGAGAAACGAUUUGAGAAACAGAAAUACCUCUCAACACCGGACAGAAUAGACCUGGCUGAAUCUUUAGGACUUAGUCAGCUUCAAGUCAAAACGUGGUAUCAAAACAGAAGAAUGAAAUGGAAGAAAAUUGUCCUGCAAGGGGGUGGACUUGAGUCCCCUACUAAACCGAAAGGGCGCCCAAAGAAGAACUCCAUCCCGUCUGGUGAGCAGCUUUCGGAGCAGGAGAAAGAGAGGACGCGGGAGGCUGAGUGUGCAUCUGCAUCCUCAUCGUCGUCUUCAUCAUCCUCAGCCUAUUCAUCUUCUUCUGUCCAGUCGGAGCCCAAUCAAGAGGAAUAAACGUGCCAAUGCGGGACUAUGAGACACAAUUGACGCCUAGAUGAGCGGCCUCUCCUGGAUUCCUCCCUGUCGCAGUCGACUUUUUGGCACUUAAACACAAAUCCAGACCAGAGGACCGAUGUAAUACACUAUUUGUAUUGGCAGUUGAAGCAAAUAUGGACUACUUUGCCGAUUUCGUCCUGAGGACAAAUGUUUUUAAACUUUACAUUGGGAACGUCUCUGCAGUUCCUGUGCUUCGUGGUUUCACGAUGUAU